Molecule: messenger RNA, 4124 nt
Organism: Dromaius novaehollandiae (emu)
Lineage: Eukaryota; Metazoa; Chordata; Aves; Casuariiformes; Dromaiidae
Gene: CDC25A
Product: cell division cycle 25A
Exons: 16
Coding region: 126-1712 (528 amino acids)
Biological process (GO): protein dephosphorylation; positive regulation of G2/MI transition of meiotic cell cycle; positive regulation of G2/M transition of mitotic cell cycle
Cellular component (GO): cytoplasm; nucleus
Molecular function (GO): protein tyrosine phosphatase activity
Source: RefSeq, a predicted model, not a curated record
CGCCAGCUUCGGAGCUGGGGGGCGGGGCGGGCGCGCGCGCGACGGGUGACGGGUGGCGGCGGGGGUCAAAGCGGCGCGGGUCGCGCUGACAGGAGGAACGGUACAGCUCGGCUCGGUUCGUCGCCAUGGAGGCCGCGCCGGGGGGUUCGCACCGCCGCCGCCUCCUGCUGCUCUCGCCGGCCUCCUCCCCCGCCGCCGCGGUGGUGAAGUCCCUCUUUCCCGCCGAGCUCUCGCCGGUCUCCGACCUCCGCCUCACCAUGGAGCAGCUGGGACGCGGUCAGCGUGAUAAUUCUGAACGAGUUCUGGGAAAUAAGAACAGUAAUGGCUUGCAGAGAACAGUGUCAUCAGAAUCGACUGACUCAGGUUAUGCUUUGGAUUCGCCUAGUCCUCCAACCCCAGACGACAUCGUGGAGGAAACGUUUGAGAAAACAAUUCUCGAGUCUAGCAGACUGAACAUUCGACUGCCUCUCAGAAGAAUACAUUCACUGCCACAAAGGCUCCUGGGCUCCAGUCCUGCUCUGAAGAGAAGCCAUUCAGAUUCUCUGGAUUGCGAUGCUUGUCAACUAUCAGAACAAGAUGAAAAUAAAGAGAAUGAAUCAUUUGAGUUUAAGAAGCCAGCCAGGCCAGUUUCUCGUAGUUCUGUACAUGCCCGUUCCCAUGAUGGAAAAGAUGUUCUUGGCCAAAGGCAGAAUUCAGCCCCAACUCAGAUAUUUCCUGCUGGAGAAGUACCCACGGGUGACUUGGAAAACUACAGGCCGCCUCUCCUGCAGCAGCAGUCUUCUCUAACCUCUGAAAGUGAAGAUGAUGACGGAUUCCUAGAACUGUUAGAUGAUCAAGACGUGAAGAACGAUGAGGAGAUGCCCUCUGAUGUGGCAAGCCUCUGGACUGCACCACUCGUCAUGAGGAAAACAGACAAUCGGGGCAAACGAUGCCGGUUGUUUGGUUCUUCCUCUCUGCUCAAUGGUGUAGGCAGAACCACCCAGAAAAGAAUGGAGAGAUCCCAGGAAGAGAACUCUCCAGGAAAGAGUAAGAAGAGGAGAAGCCUGCCUGGAACACUUUCUGAAGACUCAACGAGUUUGAAAAUAGUAAGGACGCAAUCCUCCUCAGCGGAGAUUGAGAGCAUUUUGGACAGUGACCAGAGAGACCUUAUUGGUGACUUCUCAAAGGGUUACUUAUUCCACACUGUCGAUGGGAAACAUCAAGAUUUAAAAUAUAUCGACUCAGAAAUGAUUGUCUCUGUGCUGACUGGGAAGUUUGCAAGCUUCAUCAAGGAAUGUGUGAUAAUUGAUUGUAGAUAUCCAUAUGAAUAUGAAGGAGGCCACAUUAAGGGUGCUGUAAAUCUGCACAUGGAAGAGGAUGUGGAAGAUUACUUGCUCAAGAAGCCAAUCCGGCCAUCGGAGAACAAACGAGUGAUAAUAGUGUUCCACUGUGAAUUUUCUUCCGAGCGGGGUCCUCGAAUGUGCCGGUUUGUGAGAGAGCGAGACAGGCUGGGUAACGAAUACCCCAACCUCCACUACCCAGAAUUGUAUGUUCUGAAGGGGGGUUACAAGGACUUCUUUUUAAGAUGCCGUAGCUUCUGCGAGCCCCAGAGCUAUCGCCCCAUGCACCACGAGGACUUCAAAGAAGACUUGAAAAGGUUCCGCACCAAAAGCCGAACGUGGGCUGGUGAGAAGAGCAAAAGGGAGUUGUACAGCCGCUUGAAAAAACUCUAAGGGCUGAACUGACCAACCAAAGACUGCCCGUCGCGGGGGAAGGUUGUGGCGGGAGGGGAGAUGUGUCUAUUCCUUGCUUGGGGUUAUCAGGUACUUGCUCUCUCCUCGUCUGAUGUCUUACUGGAAACACUGUGGAACUUGCACUCGCGGCCGCAGGCGUGAGCUUAGCAACCUGGACGCCGAUCCGGAGCUGACUCUUCUCGAUGUUUUUCAUGAAGCGGCUUAACAAAAUGGCUUCUUGCUUUCUGUGACAUCCACAAACGAACUGCCCAACAGUCUGCACUGCGAAGGGGUGGGGAGAGUCUGUCAUGUGCCAUGGACAUGGGUCUCAGCCUGGCAUGUGGUGUAAACAGGAUAUUUUAGUGCCUGGGGAUUUUAAAAUUUUUUUAAUGCCUUAUUUUAUUUAAAUACAGUCGAAUGAAGCUAAUACCACUGCAACUGAAUCAUCUGGAUUGUGCUCAAACCUUAUUUCUGCUAAAGGGCAACCUGCUCUAGGGGGUUUUAGUUCUUUUCUGAGCUGUUUUGGUAGCAUAAUGCAUUGCAGUGAGGUAAGGUGGGAAAUAGUUCUUUACAGCUAGGUUUUACAAAGCUAAACUCCUGUGUUACGCUGGGAAGCCUCUUGAAGGCAAUCUAAGGGGAAACUGCUUAUUGUACAUAGGUAUCGUGUUCUCCUAACUUAUUUAAUCUAGAUUGCUUUAUUUCAUAGUAACUUGUAAGGAAGCUGGUGUUUCAAAGGCAGAAUUUCUGGGAAUUGAAGUUGAUUCAAAAGUGGGUGAAGUUAAUUCAGUUUCAGGUGAUCUCAAAAAUACCGGGUGGCAAAGCAGUUGCCGGCUUUCUCAACAAUAGCAAUUUACUGCUGCUCGCUUCAAGGUUAUGUGUUAUCCCAAAACGUGUCCAGUGAAGAAUCCGACUGUGGGGAAUCGCGCUAAUCCCGUCGGCACGCCUUUCCCGAGGCUGCUCUAAAGCUGCUCCUGCUGCCAUGGACUUGACUCCAGAUGUUUGCCAGCUGCAAAGUAGUAGAACCUUCUGCCCCAAAAACUCCUGAACGAACAACUUGGCGAGGAAGAGGAGAUGCUGCAGCCGACACUACGCCCCAGCUGAGCCCUGCGCGUUGCCACCUAAAGCAGGUUCACGCUCCCGUGGCUGGACGUUGCCGGUGUUCAAAGCUGCUUGGCCGCUGCCUUGGUGACACAGGAGACCCAGCCAGCAAACGUCGCUGCAGCCCGCUGACGUCGCGGCAGGCCAGCCGCUCGCUGCAGCAGCGUUUGCCGGUAGCUCGUCCUUCUUCCGUGCAAACAUCGCGAAACUUGUGCUUCUGGAGGGGGGGCACAGCCGGGGAGCAGCCGCCUGUCCCCCAGGCUCUCCCUUUAGCAGAAACCUUGGUGCUUCACGUGGCUCGAUUUGUACCAUGCAGGCCAGUCUUACGUGCGGUUGUACUUAUGUCAAAAAAAUGCUGAAAUGGAGGUGGUUAUGUGGAGUUUUAACUUGAUUUUUUUUUUUUAAAGCUAUUUCUUAAGACCUGCAGUUCAUCCUCUUCAAAAGUAAAAGGAUAGACUUUGAACUCUUGAAUUAACUCUGAUUUUUAGAAAUAACUUUUUUGCUGGCUUCUCUCUCAAAAAGCUGAAUACUUUAAACAGGAAGAUUAAGAAAUGCUAAAUCAGAAAGGGUGAUUACUCAGCUGCCCUUUGGGACGAUAAGUGUAUCUCACGCCUCGCCUGAAGGCCCGACUUUCCCAAGGAAGCUGGUGGGGUGACUUGGAGGCCUGAGCUGUAGCAGGGGAUCAUGUGUCUGUGAGUCAGCGGUGAGGGCCUGACUGUCCUGCCACCCGGCAGCAGCCUCGUGGACCAGAACUGCUUUUUAGCGCAAGGCUGUUGCAGGAGAUUUUUUCAGUGCAGCCUUGUAAACAGUUGCUCUAUGUGAAAGUUAACCUGCUAACCACAUUCCAAAAAAAAACCCAACAAAAAGAAAAGCAGAUGGAGAUUGUUUAGUGAGUCGUAAUGCUCUUUUCUGGGGUUGUUCGGCUGCAGCUUUUGGAGCAAAACCAUUAUAGCAAUCCGUGGCUUUACCAUUGCACUUCUAUGUCUCUCAAUCAGUUAAUUAUCCCAAACUUCCUGAUAUUCAGGGAAUGAAACGUGGUGUGGGGGUUGCCGUUUCCUGGGCCCAGCAGCACUGGAGGGCUUGAGCUGCAGUGUGUGUUUGGAGCGACUUAGAUGUGCGUGUAACCCUGCCGAGAUGGCGAUGCAACCCCUUGCUUUAUACCCGACCUCCUCCUCUUCUGUGUACUGCGUUUAAGUCUUGUGGGUGUCAAGGAGAAAGCUGCAAUGUGUCCGUUUCCAAACGGGAUCUGUACGAAAGCAGCCUGCACUUGUACGAGGCUACUGCAGGCUAUGAGAAUAAAGUACUUAAAAUCCA